Folsomia candida is the source of this 6676-nucleotide messenger RNA. Its product is annotated as HEAT repeat-containing protein 5B. The coding region runs from base 413 to 6376 and encodes 1987 amino acids. The transcript has 38 exons. The record is from RefSeq and is a predicted model, not a curated record. Gene Ontology annotation, biological process: endocytosis; retrograde transport, endosome to Golgi; intracellular protein localization. Gene Ontology annotation, cellular component: membrane; Golgi apparatus; endocytic vesicle. Lineage: Eukaryota; Metazoa; Arthropoda; Collembola; Entomobryomorpha; Isotomidae.
GUCUUCCUUCUCCAGCACAUCCACCAGACAGUAUUAUUUACACUGACGGUUGUAUAAUCGCAUAUUUUCGUUCCAUUCUUAACUUAUUAUAUACCAGUGGUAAUCUAAAACAGAAGAAUAUGACAAAAUGCAAAUGUCAUGUUGGAGGAGAGUGAAAGUGAGAAUCCAGCCUGACACAAACACAAUAUUGCAUUGGUGCUAGUUCAAUUUAGUAUUUCUCAUUUUCUUGAGCAGCUGAACUAAAGCUGAAGCGAAUUCCCAUCCCCAUAAAAAUGUAUUCCGAUAUUUUAUAUUAUUCAAGUAAAGGACCAGCUGAUUAAAAAAACAUUGAUUUACAAAUAGUCACUUUUAAUUUUUGUGUGGUUUGAAUCGGCAUAUGUUUAAUAAUUUUUAAUUGUAAUACUCAUAAGAAAUGGAACGCGCAAAAUUUAUUCUGCUCAAUGAACAAGCACUUGCUCAACUUUCGGAAAUACAAAGACCAAUUUUUAUCUUGCAAUGGUUGCGUCAUGUGGAAACUGUCUUGUCGUCAAUAUCCCGGGUGGAGUUGAAAAACUUUCAGAAACAAUUGGUGGAACAGUUGCUCCAAGCGAUUCAAAAUGGACCUGGUUCUGCGGCAAGAAACAUCAUUGCGCGAUCAAUGGCAACAUUAUUCAUUGUUGGCGAUACAAUCCUUCUCUUUGACACAGUGAAUAAAUGCAAUGAUCUUCUUAAAACUAAAGAUGAUUCACCCUCAUCGUUGGCUAUUAAGCUAGCUGCUACUGCAUGUUUGGGGGAAAUGUACGAGAAACUGGGUCGAAUGAUGGGUCGUUCUUAUGAAGAGACAGUCCAGUUGUUGAGCAAAUCAUUUAAAAAUAUGGAAUCGCAAUCUCGCAUUGAGACAAUGUUGACGUUUGAGAAGAUUUGCCGAGGGAUGGACACUGCUGCUGCCAGCGUGCACAAAGAAGUUUACAGAAUAGCGAGAAUUUGCAUAAUAGAUCGUGUAAUGGCUGUUCGGACUGCAGCAGCAAAAUGUAUUCAAGAAAUGAUGAGCUCGGCACCAUUCUUGUACACCACAGAGUUGGAAAGUUUAACAUCAUUGUGUUUCCGGGGGCUUGAUGGAGUGGAUUAUGAUGGUCGAGUCGCAAUAGCAAGUCUCCUUGGGUGUAUUAUUUCUUGUACACAAAAUCCUCCUGCAGCUAAAGGACGAGGAUCAAUGACUUCCACAGCCACGCAGAAAGGGACAAAAGCAGUAUCUCUGCAAGAAGGCCUCGGUGUCUUGAUGACUGGCUUUCUAAGAGGAGCUACGAGUUUCUUAAAAGGCGAAAUUAUUAAGGGAGGAUCUGGAGUGAAUCGAGAGGUUCGAGUUGGAGUGACGCAUGCGUACGUGUCAUUUGUUGAGAAAAUGGGAUCAUCAUGGUUGGAAAAGAAUUUAGAUAUUUUCACGAAUCAUAUUCUCGAACUUGUAGCAAAUCCCAAGGCCGCAACGUCUCACGUUGACGCAGUUUACUCACGAAAAUGUGUUAAUUUUAUUCUACGUCGGUCAUUUGGAAGAUUAUUGGGAGAAAAGGCCCAGUUCUCAGCUCUAAAAGUUUUGGCAGCCACAGUGUUGAAGCAAAUGAAUUCUAUAGACUUUAGCCCAGAAAAUGCAAAGGAAAUCAAUCAAGAAACAAUUUUUAAUCAACAUUUGCUAGUGUGCGCAUUACAAGAAAUGGCUGCUUUAUUUAUUAACCUUGGGACUUCCAUGCACCACCUUGUUACAGAUCAGGGUUUAGGUUUAUUGGAUGGAAUCUUUGGCGUUUUAAUACACCCAUCUCAGUCUACGAGAUUAUCUGCCGCGUGGGCUCUUCGUUGUUUAUGUGUUGCCAUUCCAUCCAUGUCGUACAAGUGUAUUGAGCGCUGUCUGCAAGCUCUAGAUAACAUGAAAGCUUCGCCGGAAGCAGUCUCCGGGUAUAGUGCAGCUCUUUCAGCCAUUUUAGGAGGAGUGAGACAUAUGCCUUUGGGAAUUCCUCACGCCACUGGAAAGAUUGUAUUCAAUACUGCUGAAGAACUUUUAAGAAGUGCCAGUCAGAGCAGCCGCUUGUCAAUUCAGCGAUCAGCAGCAGGGUGGUUAAUGAUCGGUGCAAUCAUGACGUUGGGAAACAGCGUUGUCAAGUCUCUCUUACCUAGAAUGUUGCUGUUGUGGAGAAAUUCAUUUCCAAAGACUGCCAAAGAGCUAGAAUCCGAGAAAGCCCGUGGAGAUGUUUUUACUUGGCAAGUCACACUUGAAGGCAGAGCUGGAGCAUUGUCUUCCAUCCACAGCUUUCUCUUCCAUUGUCCGGAUUUAGUUAAUGAGGAAAUUACAACCAGACUUCUUGUACCUAUUGAAUCUGCUUUGGCAAUGAUGACAAACCUUUCAGCGACGUUGAAAAGCUAUGGACAACAGCUUAAGGCCUCUGCAGCCCUGUUGCGGUUUCGCUUAUAUGAAGCCCUUGCUCGAAUCAACCCAACCUCUUUUGAACGGUCGUACACUCAUAUGCUAAGAUUUGUAAUAUGGGAACUCACUUUAAACGAUAAUGUGGCCAACACAACGACAUCCUUGUUUACACGUGUGUGCCAAUCUAACGCAAUUUUUAACUCAUUGGUCAGCGAUCACAUUGCUAUCGAAGAUCAGGUUAACCAGCUUCAACCCACAGGAGCUGCUGGCUCUGGCGCAGUGGAACAUGAUCCUUGCAGUUUGUAUAGAAAUCUCCCAGAUGGCGUACUUGUUCCAGUCCCAUUACCUUUGGGAGUAUCAGUUAUUGAUGCAGCAAUAGAAUUGUUUGGACUUUUGUUUCCCUACAUCUCUACUAAGCAUAGGACUCAAUUAAUUGAACACUUUGUCGACUGUCUGAAAGUGACAAAAUAUAAUCGAAAGGAAGCUGUACUUGUGAAUAUAUUUUGUGGAGUAUUAUGUGCAAUGAAAAAUAUUCGAAAACUGACAUCAGGAGUAGAAUGCAGCCUUGGCAAGAAAGACGGGAAGGGUUGCGAUGAGCUGAAAAUUAUUUCACAGCAAUUAGUGAUGCCAUAUAUUGGACAUGCGAGCAGUACUAUAAGAUGCGCAUCGUCUGAAGUAGUGGGUCGAAUUGCUCAGGUUGUUGCAGAUUCCAGUUUUACCUUAGAACUCACACAGUAUUGUUCCGACAAGUUAAAGUCUUCAAGAGAAGUUUCUAGUCGCACCGGUCACUCUUUAACCUUAGGAUGCCUACAUAAAUAUUUGGGUGGGAUGGCCAGUUCGAGGCAUCAACAUGCUAGCGUUUCUAUCCUCCUUAAUUUAGCUCAAGAUAAUUCAUCGCCAGAAACCCAGGUUUGGGCAUUACACUCGCUAGCAUUAAUUGCUGACACUGGUGGUCCAUUGUUUAGAUCUUAUGUUGAACCUUCACUACAAUUGGUGAUGAAAUCCAUUACCACUGUACCGCUCUAUAGUGUAGAUUUAAGACAGGCAACUGGGAAAAUGAUGACCGCAUUAAUCACUGGAAUGGGACCAGAGCUACAAGUUGGUGGUGGGGCUGACACAGAUUCUAUGAAAAAGUCAUUUGAGAUUGGGUGCGCCAUAAUGACAAGAGAAGAGGAACAUCCACUUGUUCAAAACGAAGGAAUUACUUGCUUCCAACGAAUACACUUAUUUGGAGGAAAGAUUAACUAUGAUGUUGUAAUUCCUGUGUUAUAUAGGUCGAUACGGAGCAGUAAUUUAUUACUUCGUAGAUCAGCUAUUGACUGCAUGAGGCAGUUUUGUCAAAGGGAGGCAGACAUUGUUUCUAGAUAUGUUGCCAAAAUAUGUCAAGCUGAAGAAGAAUGUCCAUUUGUGGAAUGUGGCAUUAGUGGGGCGUUAUUUGCAAUGUUGGAUAUAGAAAGUGACGAGAUUCUUCGAAAAGGAGUUAAGGAUACGCUGACUAACAUUCUCAUUUCCGCCACCGCGGAUAAACAAGAGCUUCAAAUUGUAAUUGCAUUAUGCAAGAGUAUACUAACUUGUGAUAUGGCUUCGACAGAUACUGGAUUAGACGAGAUUGGAGGCGAAGAAGAUGACGAAGAAUUUAAGGUCUCUGAAGAAAACAAUAGUGUUUUAAAUCAAGGAAAUGCUUCUAAAUGGACCACUAGAGUGUUUGCGGCUGAAUGCGUUAGAAAAAUUAUGAUAACAUCACCGUAUAUUAAAAAUGAGACUGGGCCAGAACUUCUCAAGCAUUUAUCAGAUCUUAUUCGCAUGGCGUUCAUGGGUGCAACCAGCAACUCUGAUCAACUUAGGCUGGAAGGUCUUCUGAAUCUUGAGACUAUCGUAGAUAACUUUGCUCAGCUAAAAGAUCCAGAUUUCCCCUCUGCAUCAAUUCUUGAACAAUUUCAGGCGCAGGUCAGUGCCGCACUUCGACCGGCAUUUUCAGUAGAAACUGAUCCAGCAGUCAAAUCUACAGCAUGCAGAGUUUGCAGUGCUUGGAUUGUGGGUAACAGUCAAGGAGGAGAAGAUCUUCGUAGAGUGCACACUUUGAUGGUUUCCGCUCUUGAGAACAUCCGUACAAAACCGACUUUACCUGACUUUAAUGAAAGUGCCAAUACUCUAGAAAAAUUAUCAAUUCUCAAAGCAUGGGCAUUAGUAUUUAUUGCUGCCAUUGAAAAUGGAUUAUCCACUGGAGAUUCUCUAAGUGAUAUGUUAAGAGGGGAUGCCAAACUUAAGAAUCAUCUACUGAAACUUGUUCACCCAGAAGUUGAAACGUUAGCACCAUUAUGGUUAUCUGCCCUUCGUGAUCGAGCUCUUAUUGAGUUACCCCCAGAAUUUGCACCCCAACUGCCACGGGAGGGUGGAGCGUUCUUUGUAAACGAAGCUAAAGAUGUCGUUCGACCGUAUUAUAAAGCUUCGUGGCCUCCAAUACUACAUGCUUGUGCUGUUUGUGUAACGACGUUACCAGACUUAAAAUUAAAUUCAUCUCCGGGUGAAGAUCAAAGUCAAAAAUCGGAUGCGAAAAUUGAGCGCUUUUUUCUUGUUUUGGGAUUGUCUAUGGAAGCUCUCUGUAAGGCACCAUUUUCUGAAACAAUUGAAGACGUUGAGAUUUAUAUGAAGAGUAUUUGGGCAUUGUUAACGUCUCAUUGGACAAGAGAUGUCAUAUCUCGUGAUCGAGCUUUGACAAUGGAACUUUGCUACGUGCUACACCGACAGUUAGUAUCUCGAUGUGAAAUUAAGAUUCAGAUCCUGGUUGUACAAGUAUUAAAAUUAGUUAUUGAAGGGAUGAGAGAGAAUUUCAACAAGAUUGCUCAUGAAGCGGAAGAUAAAAAUGAUGCAAACGAUGAGAAUUCAGAAAACUUGGAACCUGGAAAAUCUGUCGUGAUUGCCGUUUUAGAAGUAGUAUUUUGUUUGCUUAUGCAAAAAAUUCCUACUCUAAAUUCCAAUGCUACUGGAUUUCAAGUAAAGUCAACUGGUACCAUCAAGGAAAAUGACGCAUUGUUAGAAGACACAGUAAAGUGUUUGGAAUUACUUCCGGAUAUUUGUUCAGAUAUAGCUGCUGUGGACGUUCAGCCAACCAUUCUAUAUUUAUCAACUUAUAUUCUGGGCGAGUCUGUAGCUUCUGAUGCUGCAUGCACAUCAGUGCUCCAGUUUUACCGCAAAAUAGCAACUCACAGAUUAAAUUCAAACCCGAAAUGGCAAAAGUAUCUCCUUUGUACUCUGGCAAAGUUGUUGGAUAUGGCAAAGACAGCGGGCGAGGCGGACUGCAAUUACGUACAAGUUUUAGCUGCUAUUGGAAUUCUCAUCAAAGAAUCUCCUUCCCAGCUUAUAAAAAUUCCAAAUGUACUUUACCCAUCUAUAAAUUUAUUUCAACAAGUACUGGAAAGUCCUAAAGAAAUUGUGCGACAUAAAUCUGUCAAGAUAAUCUGUGAAUUGUUUGAAGCGUCAGACAGAUGCGUUUCUACACCAUUCAUCCAUGCCCUUGCACCAAGGAUUUUAAGAUUUUUGUAUAGUGAAGAUGCUAAAAGUGUUUGCUCACACUCCCAGCUCGAAUUCAUUCUCGAAUGCAUCAGAUCCAUACAAAUUCUUGUUCAAAUUGUAGAGACUGCAGAAAAACGAUGUUUCGAACGAGGUGUGCAAAUGCUGACACUGAUAGUGCCUGUCCUCAUAAAUUUUCUUGCUGAUCCAAACAUUCAGUUGCCUCAGUCUUCAUACAAGAAAGUUCUCCAUGAAAUAUGUCUUCAAAAACUGAUGAAAAUUGGUUUGCAGUACCGUGAUGAGUUUCGAGCCUUGAUGAGUCAGUCUCUUGAAAUGAAAGGAAAAUUGGAAAACGCAAUCAAAAACUCCCGAGCUAACAAAGUGGACGAAAAUCAGAAGAACGCGAUGACACAAAAUGCACUUCCAGCCCCUGGAACUAUCAAGCUAAAGACAGACUUUAGCAACUUUAAAUAAAUAGCUGCUACAGUUGUUCUUCUAAUUUAUAAAAAAUCUACUUAAAUAAAACAUUCAUUCCUAAUUAUUAUCAACAAUUACCAAUAACAUGGAUCAAAGUAUACAUAAACCAUUCAAGAUUAUAACUAGGUAGGAUAUUGUGAUAAGGUGUUUUUAGCAGAAUACCAAAGAUUCUUUUUUCACUGUAAACUUGAAACGGUUAAUGUUGUUAGUUGUAGUAAUGUAAGACAUUAUAUUAUUAAUACAAAUAUAAUGUUUUAAAUACAUGCAAGAGUACGCGAAUCAAAGUUGCAUGCAAAA